Mytilus californianus (California mussel) is the source of this 1326-nucleotide messenger RNA. Its product is annotated as short-chain collagen C4-like. The transcript is spliced from 4 exons. Lineage: Eukaryota; Metazoa; Mollusca; Bivalvia; Mytilida; Mytilidae. The record is from RefSeq and is a predicted model, not a curated record. Bases 490 to 1176 code for a protein of 228 amino acids.
AAGAAUGCUUCUUUUUGUAAUUUUGUUGUGGUGUUAAAGCAUUGUCCGAAGCAUUCAUACUAUAAGACUUAGUGUGCGCACGAUCAACACCUUAAAACUGUGAAAUUUAAAAAAGAACCAUUCAAUUCUUAUAAUUAUAUUUUUAUGUCAAAACCGUUAUAUCAAAUUAUUCUAGUCUUUUCCUUUGCAUCGCUGGGACGUUGUAACGGGAAGCACGUCUUUUCAUGAAUUUUGCAUUUUAUUGGGAAACCAUAUCUAAUUUUCAAAUGCCUCUCGAUUGUUGUCGGUUAAUCAAAAGUAUGGAUUCUUAUGGAACAUACAUGUAAUGUAAUGUAAAUAUCGUCAAUAAAUCAAUUGGUGCGAGUCUGUUGCAGCUAUCCAUCCAUAAAACAGAUGAUAUCUGAACAAUAAUUAAAUUUUGUUUUUGCCUGAAGCAUUUUGAACUACAGACUUAACUAUACAGGUCCAACAGAUAAAUAUUUUCAUCAAAUGGAGAAGGUAUUCCGACAUUUCCGCCAGUGUUUGGUAUUAUGGACUGGCCUAUUGUUGGCGUCUGAAUGUCUCGGUUAUGAUUUAGAGGAAGCUCUAGAAGAAAUUGAAUCCAGAUCAGAUUAUCAGCUCAGAGGUAAUGGACCUACAUUCAUCAGAUGGGGUCGUUCUGAGUGUCCACCUACGAGCGAAAAGGUUUAUAGCGGUUACAUGGCUGGACCAAAACAUAAUUUCGGUGGAUCUGGAUCCAAUUAUCUCUGUUUACCAACCAACCCGGAGUGGGGUGACUACUCUGAAGCAUUUAACAGCAAAAGAGCUGUCCUAGUUGGUGUGGAGAUGGAAACCAGUUCUGGCAAACCCUUCCCUUCGUAUUUGCAAGAUCAUGAUUCCACUUGUGUCGUCUGCCAGACCAUUAACAGUAAAUCGAUUCUAAUGGUUCCAGCACGGCUUACGUGUCCACAAGGGUGGACGAGUCAGUAUAAUGGCUACCUCAUGUCAGAAAUGUCCACAUCGAACAGAAAAAGAUCUGAAUACAUCUGUUAUGAUGGUUCGCCAGUCCAAAUCCCAGGCUCUAGUGCUAAAGAUAACCAGGCUAGGAUUGCACCUGUAGAAGUAGUAUGCGGCUCUCUGGAUUGUUCCAAGUAUUUCAGUGGUCGAGAACUGACUUGUGUAGUGUGUUCUAGGUAGAAAGGAUUUUUUUUGGCAUUAAGAAAAUCAAUCCAAUGUUAGCAAACUUUUUUUCAAAUUUGUUGAUAUCUGCCUGUAUGUGUUUCUUUUAUAUAGACCCACAAUGUACAAACUAAUUAUGGUUAUAAUUUAAAUAAAAAAUAAAAUGCU